AUGAGCGGGAAGUACGCUUCUUCGCCCGAGUGGGCGUCUAUCAAACCUAUUCCCCUGGACGACGGCUCCAAGGACAAUGAUAUUAUGCCGCUGGCAACGAUCGCUUACCCCGAUGAAUAUCUCGAGGCGACCUCAUACCUGCGGGCGGUAAUGGCUGCUAAUGAAUUGUCCGAACGUGCCCUCAAGCUGACAGAGGAUAUCAUUUCUAUGAAUCCGGCACAUUACACGGUCUGUUUUAAUGCACGCAUUGUCGUUACCUUGGUUGGCUUUUGGCCACUUAUUGGAUAUCGUCAUAUAUUGAAACUGGAAUCACCCAGAACACAAGAAGAUUUCUACCUUACAGACUGCCUCUACUCCUUAAAUGUCCUAUGGCUAUACCGAGCCAAGAUCUUGUUCGCUCUCGACAAAAGCCUAGACGAUGAAUUCGCCUGGUUAAACAGAGUCUCAUUGAAGUAUUUAAAGAACUACCAGAUAUGGCACCACCGCCAAAUCAUUAUGUCUUCCAAGAAGCAUUUCCCCACUCUUCCAGCAGCAGAACCCGAUUUCCUCAUGGAUAUGUUCGCGCAGGACUCCAAAAACUACCACGUCUGGACCUACCGCCACUGGCUCGUCCGCCAUUUCAACCUCUGGGACUCUCCUCGCGAGAUUCGCGACGUUGAGACCCUCAUCGAACAAGACGUCCGUAACAACUCCGCCUGGAACCAUCGCUACAUUCUCCGCUUCGGACCUCGCUACGACGAGCCAGAUGCCGGAAUGGCGAAUGCCACCAAACCCGGAAGCCAAAAGGGCCAACUUGACGUCGUUGAUGAAGAUCUAGUCGAUUCAGAGCUCGAGUACGCUAAAUCAAAGAUCGUUCUGGCGCCUGAGAACAGAAGUCCCUGGUCGUAUGCCCGUGGGGCUCUCCGCGCUGCUGGGAGACCCUUGUCUGAAUGGAAGGGUUUCGCCAGUCGAUUCGUUACUGAUGAGACGGAUGAAAAUGGAAAUAUUACCAAUGUCCAUGUCAAGAGCAGCUUAGCUGUUGAGUGGCUAGCGGACGUGUAUGCUGAAGAGGCCGCCAAUGCAGAGGCUAUCCGCAUGCUUACGCUGUUGAAGGAGAAAUAUGAUCCUAUUAGGAAGAAUUAUUGGGAUUACAGAAUCCGGAUGCUAUCGACGGAAGAAGAGUCGACUAGGCCAGCAGCGGCACCAGCAGCUGUCUCUGCAUCUGCGUGA
This is a messenger RNA of Paecilomyces variotii, 1209 nucleotides long. RefSeq lists its product as hypothetical. Gene Ontology annotation, biological process: protein farnesylation; protein geranylgeranylation. The coding region runs from base 1 to 1209 and encodes 402 amino acids. The record is from RefSeq and is a predicted model, not a curated record. The transcript is spliced from 4 exons. NCBI's taxonomy places the organism in Eukaryota, Fungi, Ascomycota, Eurotiomycetes, Eurotiales, Thermoascaceae. Gene Ontology annotation, molecular function: protein farnesyltransferase activity; CAAX-protein geranylgeranyltransferase activity. Gene Ontology annotation, cellular component: protein farnesyltransferase complex; cytoplasm; CAAX-protein geranylgeranyltransferase complex.